Messenger RNA from Kogia breviceps (pygmy sperm whale), 1310 nucleotides. RefSeq names its product triggering receptor expressed on myeloid cells 2-like. Gene Ontology annotation, molecular function: transmembrane signaling receptor activity. The record is from RefSeq and is a predicted model, not a curated record. Gene Ontology annotation, cellular component: plasma membrane. Gene Ontology annotation, biological process: positive regulation of calcium-mediated signaling; positive regulation of ERK1 and ERK2 cascade; regulation of plasma membrane bounded cell projection organization. NCBI's taxonomy places the organism in Eukaryota, Metazoa, Chordata, Mammalia, Artiodactyla, Physeteridae.
CUGCAAUUCUCUAAUAAUUCUCUUUCAUUUUUAAGGCAUUAUGCAUCCAACUAUGGCAAGACAAAUUUCAGUUGGCAGAUCUCUGUGGUCAAAGCCUGGCCUGAUUUCUACCCUGAUGGGCAUUCUGACUUCUCAACUCGAUCUUGGACCAGAAGCCCAAGUGCCUUUCUGGAUGAGAUGGCCAGAUAUGUCCCAGACUUUCUCUGAUGACUCAUUUGAGGGCCUUCUUUCACUCCCCAAACACAGGAGCCAGUUCCUGUGGGCAGCGCCUGACGAGCCUGACCCUCUCCUUUCUGCAGUUCAAGGGAAAGAAGAGAUCUUGCACAAGGCACCCUGCGUCUGUCCUCCACAAGGGAAGGGUGACAUGGAGCCUCUUGGGCUGCUCAUCGUGCUCUUUGUCACAGAGCUAUCCCGAGCCCACAACACCACGGUGUUCCAGGGCAUGGCAGGCCAGUCCCUGAGGGUCUCCUGCCCCUACAACUCCUUGAAGCACUGGGGGAGACGCAAAGCCUGGUGCCGCCAGCUGGGUGAAGAGGGCCUGUGCCAGCAGGUGGUCAGCACUCACCCCUCGUGGCUGCUGUCCUUCCUGAAGAGGCACAAUGGGAGCACGGCCAUCAUGGACGAUGCCCUGGGUGGCACACUCACCAUUACGCUGCGGAAUCUUCAAGCCCACGACGCUGGCCUCUAUCAGUGCCAGAGUCUCCAUGGUAGCGAGGCCGAUACCCUCAGGAAGGUCCUGGUGGAGGUGCUGGCUGACCCCCUUAAUUACCAGGACCCUAGAGAUCUCUGGAUCCCUGAGGAGGCCGAGAGCUUUGAGGGUGCCCAGGUGGAGCACAGCAUCUCCAGGAACCUUUCUGAAGAGGAGAGCCCCUUCCCACCCAUUUCUAUCCUUUUCCUCCUGGCCUGCAUCUUUCUCAGCAAGCUUCUAGCAGCCAGCGUUCUCUGGGCUGCAGCCUGGCAUGGGCAGAAACAGAGGACACACCAUGCCAGUGGGUUGGACUGUGGCCAUGACCCAGGUUACCAGCUCCAAACCUUGACAGAGCUGAGAGACACGUGAGAGGAGGACCCACAGUGGAGGAGAGGCCCGGGAGAGGUCUGCACGGACCAACCCAGCCUGCUGCACACCCGCCCCUUGGCCAUCAAGUCUCCUGGUUCUGCUUUCGCAAAAGGCCACUCUGCCUGUACCCUGCUUCUCCUGGCCCCUGGAAGCAGGGAUUUGUGCGUGUGCGUGUGCGUGCGUGUGUGUGCAUGGGAGGUGGGAAGCACAUCUACCAACUUCUGGACAUUGGACAUUAAACACUCUCACAAAU